AAUGUUGUUUUUGAUGUUGUCAUCAGUUUGUUAUUCAAUGAUAAGUCUAUUGACUUAUAAUUUAUAACUUUGUUUGUCAUAACAAUAGUAAUAAUGACUUUUAAAAAUAAUAAUAAAUAUUUGUAAUAAAUAGUGAAAAUAUGUGGUCAUUGAUAUCGAUGUAUGUAUUGAUACUAUGGGUCAUCAUCUGUCAAGUGGUGAUCGCAUCUAAAGAAAAGCUAAUUGAAGAUAACAUUAAUGGUUUGAUCGCCGCUUUUGGUGACUUUGAUUCUGACCGCUUUACCGAUGUGUUUGUCAUCACUGAUGACGGCAAGAGUUUUGAAAUAUUUAAAGGCUAUCCCACCGAACCCGUGCUUAGGAAGUGGCCAUCGCUGAUGAAGUGCACAUUUAACACCACCACUGACACUAUUGUCGGUCUAAUUCCGGCUGAUUUUAGUGGCAAAGCAAUGAUGGAUGUAUUAGUGGUGACCACAAGUGAUAAUAAAAAUGAAAAGUUUAGUAUAUAUUUAGUGAGAGGAACUACCAAUCAAUUGUUGUGUAACUAUACGACCACUCCUUUAGUCAAAGAUGUCAAAAGUCAUCCAUUUAUUCUUGACUUUAACGGUGAUAUGAUUUCAGACUUUAUUGUCGAGACGGACAACAAGUCAUGUGUUCGACAACUUUGGACUUUGUCAGGGCUUCAGCUUAAGCCAGAAUGUCCUCAUGAGAUACAAAACGAAAACAAUUUGUGGUAUUUUCCUAACUCUAAUGCAUUUAUCAAUUUGAAUGACUUUGUCGAUGAUAUGACUGCAGACAUAUUCAUCAGCGGUCAGAAACAUAUGGAGAUUUAUAACAAUAGUAAUGGUUUUAAACAAAGAAAUAAAAAGUUUAUUCAAUAUCCCGAAAACUAUGAACGUUUCGGUCAAUCGGCAUUUGUUGACCUCAAUAUCGACGGCAAAAUGGAUCAUAUUAUGCCUGUUUGUCGUCAAUAUAAAGAUUUGAAUUGCAAAGACCCACAUAUACUGGCAUUUGAUUCAAAUGAGAAAAACUGGAAAAAUAUUUCUGAUUUUACUGUUGGCAAUGACUCUGGUCUUACAUUUUCUGAAAUUCAAUUCAAUAAACAAUUUCUUCCUAUAACUCUAAGACAUGGAGACAUUGAUGGCGAUGGCUAUAUUGAUCUCAUAGCUAUUAUGAGAGAUAAUAAAAAUAAAUUUAAAGCAGUGGUUCUUAAGAAUGUUAGAGAUAAUAGUGAAGAUAAUCCAUUUAAACGUCGGUUUGUAAUUGACUGGACUAGUGAUAGACACGUGGGAUCAGAUGUAGACGUAUUUAUGGUUGGAUUUAUUGAUUUGUUUGAAGACGGAAAACUUGAUUUAUUAAUGACAACAAAAGAUAGUAAUAAUAAGUUGACGACAAUAGCAAUUGUCAACACCUGGAUGAUCGACGCCUGUUUCCUUAAAGUUCUAGUCACUAGUGGUUUAUGUUACGGAUCUACUUGUCCUCGAGGCAACAUUCCUUACGGGACCAAUCAAUACGGCCCAUAUGUUUGUUAUCAAUUACAAGACAUGGAUGGCAAUAUGCAAACAGCCUGUGCCGGACAACUAUCACAAGCAGCACAUUCUGCUCUUCAAAUGCCUUAUUCAGUGUUUGGUUUAGGAGAGACUCCAAACUUUGUUGAGAACGUUCACGCGUCCAUACCAUCUGGUCGUAUACUUACUCGUGAAUCCAAAUGGACUCAAAUAGUACCGGACGCUCAAGUGGUUCUCAUCCCAUUCCCCCCAAAUGACACAAGCAAUUGGAUCGUCAAAUUAUUUUAUACUCCCAGUACUAUAGUUUUCUCAACACUAAUCACUUUAGCCUCAAUCUGUUGUUUUCUUGUUCUCAUUAUUGGAAUACUUCAUCGCAAAGAACUAUUAGAAGAUUUGGCAGAACAUGAAGAAUAUAAGAGACAUUGGCCUGAAAGCAGAUAACAAACCAUACAUUGACCACCAUUUCAUUGAAUAUUGUUUUUAGUGAUACAUCAAUGAAAUUAUUUAUUGUUUUAUUAUAGUUUCAUAUUUUUAG
Molecule: messenger RNA, 2040 nt
Organism: Oppia nitens
Lineage: Eukaryota; Metazoa; Arthropoda; Arachnida; Sarcoptiformes; Oppiidae
Product: T-cell immunomodulatory protein-like
Exons: 1
Coding region: 141-1946 (601 amino acids)
Cellular component (GO): plasma membrane
Source: RefSeq, a predicted model, not a curated record